GAUCUCUAUCUGGAGAUCACUUCUCUUGGCACCCUUCUGUGAGCCCAGGACAUGGGUAAGCUCUUUAUUUCAUUACUCCUUUGUAAACGUGAUAAUCUCUCUGGUCCUAUACUUGUAUACCUAUUUACCUUACAGUCUGUAUACCUGUUUGCUAUACAACAUACACAACCAAGGAUACCAUGUGAGAGCAUUAAAAGUUGUUAAUCAGAUUAUUUUCAGCCUUUAUUAUACAGGUAGUGUUCACACUGACACCUGAUGUUAAGACUGCCUAACUUUUCCCAUUAUAAAAACAUUUUCAAUCUCAUUGCCAACGCAGUAGGUUGACCUUUUCUGGGACUGAUGUCAUUUUGAGGUUUAUUUCAAAGAAAAAAAUAUGAAAGUUUGGUUCUCAGAUAAAAAUGUUUUUGUGAUUUAUUUUUUUUUUCCAGAAUGACCCAGUGAGGUAACAGCUAACUUAUUUUGUAUGGACUCCCUUUCAGCUGCUUCAUUUAAAUAAAAUAGCAGUUACCUACAUCUCUUGAAACACGAACUUAAGGGCUAGCAGGAUUGCCCUUGAUGAGGGUCCAUAGAAAAGCAUCCGUAGCUGGCCAAACCAUGAGCCCUAGAAAAAUCAGGGAAUGCUCACUGGUAUAAGUGGUUGGAUAUUGCAGUUUUGUAGCUUUCUUCUUUGAAGAUUCUGCUUGUAUUUACUCCUGACAAAUCACCAGGAGUGAAAAAAAGAUAGUUGGAGAAUGCAUACAUGGACCAAGCAGGUAGAACUGAUGUGGACCGAGGUGUAGCAAUAGGGAAUGUGAGACUGAAGAAGGAAAUAAAAGCUUGGCAAAGCAAACAAUGCUAGUGGGCACUGAAAAAAGAACAAAUACACGCAUAUGUUAAUAAAAUAAGGAUGAAGUUCUGUGCUGAUAACUAAAAGCCCCAGCAGUCAACUCUCCUGAAAUAUCAGCAUGCAGCUGUUCUCACCUUCCCCAGGAAAAGUCAGCAUCGGGUUUCCACGCAGCUCACUCCAUAACUAGAGCCUCCAUCCAGAUACGUGCUAUUACAAAAUCACUUGUUCCUCUCAUAGAAGUGAUAUUACUCAGUUCACGUUAUGCAGGAAAAAACUGAAGGCAACAACUCUAAAACAGCCUUUGUAAAAGAAAUGCGUUUUAAAUUACUGACAUUGCUAAAAACGCUAUUGCAGGGUGCUCAUUUGCUAAGACUUACAUAUGAAAUUAUUUGGUUUUUAAUUAGGAAGAUUUUAUACUUUUUUCUCUCCUCGUUCCCUCCCACUGAAUUUGUGAUCAGGAAGUUUGGGUUUUAACUCUGGGUUUGCCACCAUUUUUGUUUCGCUUUUGGAAAUUCACAACUUCCUUCUGCCUCUGCUGCCUACAGCAUUUAUAAAACAGAUGUAAAUGGAUGUGACUUACUACUAAAAUAUAGACCUUUCUGCAUAUACAUUAGCAACUACAUUUUGGUCCAGCUCAGCAGCUGCUGAAUGUAGCAAAGACUGCAAUUAGCAUUAGUAAAGGGCAAUCCUCACUAUCUGCCUUUGAUGAAACACAGCUUGGCAUUCACACUUUUCUUCUCUGGUACUGACAACUCGCACAACCCCAAUGUUUUAUGGUCUUCUGCCACCUAACUAACACUUUGUUAAGUAGAACGCCUGCAGUGAUUUUAACCAUAGCCAAGGUGAUUUACCCACUAAUGAUUUACAUUAUGCCAGCAUUUAUAAUCUUGUUGCCUCUGUCCUACUGUUAAGAUGGAAAAUAGAUGAAUAAUUGAUUGAUUUUCCUUAUUUAAAUAAGGAAGGAUAUUAAAUACUUGUUAUGAGGUUGACUGAUGUAUUUUCAGGCUGAUAUAUUGUUCAAAUUCUUACACCUAUUAUUAUAGAGAAUAAGUCAUUCAUUAAUAGCAACUCUUUUAUGAAUUUAGUUCAAGGUGCCAGAAAGGAAUCCAAAAGCUUAAUGUGAGUUUGGACUCUGAAACAAAUAAAAAGCUAUGUGAUUAUCACUUGCAUUUCAACAAAAUAGUUAAAAGAGAGGAAAAACAGUUAUGUCAGGAGGGGAAAAAAAACCACCAAAAACUAUUGCACAGGUAAGUAAGAGCAUAAAAUAACUAUUAAAACAUAAUAGUUCAGUCUAGUGUUAGGAGCUUGGUUGUGGUCAUGGGUCUAGCUAUGUCCCUGUACAGAACUGCUGGGCAGCAUUCACCAAGUCUUUGGAUGCUUGAAUCAUAAAAUCACUUACUUAGGUUGGAAAAGACCACCAAGAUCAAGUCCAGUCACCCACCUGACACUACAAGUCCACUGCUAAACCAUGUCCCUUAGCACCAUGUCCUCACGUCUCCCAAAUACCUCCAGGGAUUGUGACACCGCCACAUCCCUGGGUAACCUGUUCUAAUCCUAACCAUCCUUUCUGUAAAGAAAUUCUACCUAGUAUCCAAUCCCCAAUGGAACAAUGAGUGCCAUUAAAAGAUAUUCUUCUGAGCAUCUCAGUAUCUGUAAUUUCCUAUUUCUAUCUUUUUACCCUUUGACUCCUCAUUUGAAUCUCUUUUUCUCAUUAUUUGUUCUCCUCAAUAAUGAUAAGUUAGUUCCUGGAUCAUUUUUCUGUAGCUUGUCCUUUAGCAUUAAAAUAAUCUCCUUUCAGCCUAAAUAGUUGUAGCUCACUUAUUUCUCAUAUAGAAGUUACUCUAUAUCUCCGACUAUCCUUCUUGCCCUUCCCAAACUUCCUCCAGGCCCCUGUAUUGUUUAAGAAGGUAAGGGAGGACUAGGCUAGAACUCUACAACAUAUUACAAAUGUGGUAAAAUCACAGAUUUACAUAACGGCAGAGUGACAUUUUCUCUUCUGUUCAUUAUUCUCCUAAUGACUCCUAACAUUUGAUUUACUCUUUCAAUCACUACUGAGCACUGAGUGAUGUUUCUGUGUGACUAUCUAUCAUAACUCCCAACUUUCACUCCAGACGGCUCAGAGCUCAUGUAAGUGAAAUUAGGAUUUCUUCCUGUUAUGUACAUCACUAUUCAAUUACCUGCACCGAAUUUCAGCUGUCAUUUUAUUGCUCAGUCACUAAAUUUUACUACCCUGAAUAAAUUACAUAAUCAAACUUGAUUACCUCAUUGCUAAUGUGCUUUCCAGUCACUUAUGAAUAUGUUGAACAGCAAAGGUCCUAACACAGAUCUUAUGGAACCUUGUCUGUCACUGCCUUCCACUGUGAAUACAAACCAUUUAUUUCUGUCUUCCAACCAUCUAACCAUACAAGAAUCUUCCUUUUCAUGAGGUGGUGCUGAGUUUUCCUUGCUGGACUGGGUUAUAUACAUCCAACAGUAUGUUUUUUGAGUUUGGGACUCAAGUUUCAAUGCAUGUGGAUUCUUAAGUUUGCCUGCCAAAGCAAUGAGUUUCUUAGCAUAAUUAGGUUAUGAUUUAAAAAUAUAUAACACUAUAUCACUACCAAGAAGGUUUACUUUCUUUCAUCCUCUUUGAAUUGUUCUGUUAUUGUUCUAUUAUUACAGUCUUCCAUGGAUUAUCUUUCUCCAGUCAAGCUUUCCACAUCUAUACAUUGUCACUACUUUCAUUUAGAGCAAGACUCGCUUCCCCCAUGCAGGACCUUACAUUUCAAGAACUUGUAUCUGCCACGCUUUCUUCAUUAACUGACGUUCUGCCUCCACUUCCACUCUGACUGAUGUAUCAGAAAUCCUGUAACUGUGUAAGGCUUCAAACUAUAUUUUUCUGCACUUAUUGUCUUUCUCAUUACUUUUUAGUUUAAAAGCUCACUUAUGAUUUUUGUGAUUAAAGUGCCCAAAGCUUGCUUUCCUUAGAAGAGGUCCAUCCCUCCCACACAGCCUCACUGCAGUGAGGCAGAUUCUUGACACUUGAUAAACCUGACUCCCUGAUCUUUGCAGCUAUAAUAUAUGGCCGAGGAGAUGUUUGUGUUUGGCACCAGUAUUAUUAUGCUUGCAAAAAGCACAACAAUAAAUAUGCUCUAACAUCGGGUUGGUACCAUAUCUCAAUUGUGGUCCUCUCCUUCCCACAAGGAUGUCAGCACAACCAAGGGUGACAAGCUGUAGGGAGAGGAAAAAUCAAUGACAGAGGGGUAGGGAGGGAAUUUCUGAGUGAAAACAGCCAUCAAAUGACUCUGCGGUGUGCAUUUACUACCUCCCAAGUACUCUGUAAACCACAGUGCACCUGCACAUGAAUUAACACUAUAAAAAUGCAAACCAAUUAAGUCCCAUAUAUUGUUUGUAAUCAGAAGUUUUGAAAAUUACUAGACUAUGAAUGCAAACAUUCAGCAAAAUAUACUGACUUACAAAAUGUCAGGCUUAGGUUUAAAACAGAAAUACUAUUAUCAGAUUUUUGUAAUAAACACAAAACAUUUCUGCUUUUUAAGGAAAUAUUAUUGCUUACUUUCCUCAUUUUAACUUCCCCUGCAAGCACAUACAUACAUCUUUUUUUUUCUUACUGUGGGUUCAUUUAUAUUAAUAAAUACUAUACGUGAUAGUGUGACACUGUCAUCAACAAGUACAAAAAAUGUGUCUGUGGAACUAAAAAUCCCUUAGCUACCUGUCUACAUAAAUGAUGAAUAAGCACUGUUUGCAUGCUGCAGCUAUGAUUUCCCCCCUUGCUCACUGAAGCUGGAAAAAUUCGUUCUCUAAUUUGUUGGGAUUAAAAUGUUUAUCCUAAAUUCCUGUUUCAGAGCAACUCCUACAAAUAGUGCUGCCAAGUCUGGAAGUUUACUUCCACUGAAAAAUUUUUGGGACAAUUCCUGUGCACUUGUUGUCAAGCUUCUGCUGUCUACACAGCAUCUGGAUACAAAACAGAGUUCAAUAAUGUGUUCAAACACAAGUCUCCUAUUAAAAAAGAAAGAAGAAAGAGGAGGACAUAAAAACAAAAGACAACAUUAAAAUAGAAAACAUCAAUUUCAGCCUAUCAUAAGACAUCACGACAAGACAGCAUAGAAACAGGAAAUUAAAUGCCAAAUACACAGUAAAGCAUCAGUAAACCAAGUAGGUUAUGAAGACUCCUCUAUUAUUACUUGAACAUAGAGAGCAAAAUUGCAGUGACAAAAAGAUUUAAAUUACACAAUGCAUGAACAAAACCCACAAUGAUUGUGUAAUUACAGAACAAUAAUAAUUCCAUGCACAAAGAAAAUGUACAGAAAAAGCUUAGAGGCUGGAAUUUCUGCUAGUACAGAUAACACAAACUAAUGCCACACGAAAAAAAACACCAUGAAACUUAAUACAGUAAACUUUUGGUAAGUAACUUUAAGCUUAUUCAAAAGCAAAACAGAACCCAAAUUCUGUACUAUCUAGUAUAGGCAAUAUACUUUGGCAUCUCUGCAGCAGAGCUGCUGGAAGAUUAGGAUGUUAUAUUUGAAGGACUGGAAUGUCUCCCAGUCUUCCUCCCUGGCACUUUACACCAACAGCCAGUGGAGUACCUGCACCACAAAAUGGAAGCAACAAAUGCAACAGAAAUGGCACACCGCUAGUCAUGAAUCCUUGGACUCUCUUGGCAAUAACUGAACAUUUAGGAAAGCUGGUCAAGUGAAUUGUGAUGUCCUUGGUCAGUUUCAAAGGCAUAACAAGCCUUGAAAACUCAGUGUAGGACCCAACACAGAUAACUUUUUUGUUGGGACACACGGCUAUCGAUUAUAUCUCCAACAUUGGCAAGGAACUGUUUUUGUCUUUUAGACAAUUGGUUUGGGUUAAUCAACAGCAGGUGAAAGUCAUAAAAAUAAACAUAUCUAAGUUUAUCUGCAUACAUUAAGAGGCUGCUGGAUUUUAUGUUUCUUACUGGAUCUCAGUCACAGAAUACACUAAGAUUUCAGCUGUCAUACAGUUCUACCACCUCAAUACUGCCAUAUAGCAUUGUCUCAGUAUUCUAGUAUAUUUUCUUUCAAAAUACUGGACUGUGCAUGCAGCUUUGUAGCCAACAUGGAUAUUAUUUCAUGGAUAUUAUUCAAGUGGAUAAAGUAUUUUCAGCUACCUCUUCAAUCAUCAUUAUUUUUUUUAAUAAGUAUGAACAUUAGAUGUUUACCGACUAUUAAUUUUUUAUCUCAAUAUUUUCCACUGGAAUAGCACUUUGAGAAGCAAGUUGGCAGGGCUGGAAACCCAAGCCUGUUAUCCAAACAAAAGCAAACCAAGAAAGAGUAGGAGGCCCCUGUCUUUGAUAAAUGAACAGAGCAUUUCAGCGAAGCUGAAAACAUUAAUCUUUCUUUGGGAAUUAAUAUAUUACUAUUGGAAAACUGUUUCUUUAGUGAAAUUCCUCAUACAAAAUUUAUACUGCAGUUCUUGCAAUGCAUAAUUUCAGCAAUUACCUACAGGCCAAAUAUACACCAGCUCUUUCUAUUUCUUUUUGCUGUUUUAUCACUAUGAAAGAAGACUGCUGUUUUUACUGGCAUUUCCACAUUACCCUAAGUUCUAGAUCAGACUAUGUCCUAUAAACAUAAAAUUUGUCUUCUUGAUGCAGCUCAUUUCAUUUUGGUAACAGGUAUAAAGUCUUAACUGCACCCACUGCUUUGUGUCCACAGUAGGUAAAUGUGUUGGUACAGCUAUCAAAAAGCCCCCGUGUGGAGGCCUUGGUUAUCCUGGAAUCCUGUCUUUGGGUCUAACUGAAAUCUUGUGAGCAGAUGCUGCCUUAUCCCAUGGAAUUGCAGGCUGUAUUUAACUGCUGAAACGACCAAGAACCGUAACAACGUUCAGCACAGAACAAGCCUAUCACCACCAGAGGCCACUGCUGCUCUUCGCGUUUUUUCUGUGUGCAGCUGGGCUCCUAGCAAGCAGAAAGCUGCAGGGAGCCCCAGGCAAGAGUCACAGCAGUUGCAUCCCUCGUCUUCCCUAUCUAUGCAUCAAUGCUGCACUUCUGCAGAGAAUAUUAAAUACAUUUAAAUAAUCUUUAUUUUUUUUUACUGGCAGACAGAAGAAGAAAUUUUCCAAAUGCACUUAUCCAGUCUCAGCCUUCAGGAAGAAAUGAAAACUCGCAUUCCAAAAUCCUGAUUUCUCUCCUUGAUAUGAUUAAAUUUGGUAGCUAAAGGCAAGUGUUCAGAUGUAAUUUAAUGAGAUAUUUGAAAAGCAUUUAAUUAAUUGCUGACAAAAACCAGCUCCAUACAUUUCCAGCAGAAGAUGAUAAAAAUUAUCAAUACUUGAUGAUGAAAAAAACCCAGUAAAUAAAACCUUGUUGCUAUAAGUUACAGGUAUCAGUACUUUGCCUGCUAUUUAAUUUUGAUCAAUAAAUGGAAGUACACAUUUAAUUCUAUUUCCUGAGAAAUACUGAAAUAGAGAAAAUGAUAUAAAAGCAUUAAGUGAUAAAGGCAGGGAGACUGAAUUUGCUUGAUCAACUAGGCCCACGCAAUAUCAAAUGCAUUUUAAUAGAGGCCGCUGAAACACUACACGGGCUGAAAUAAAGAAACUGGCCAUAUGUUGGCCAUAUGGGGUAGGGGGAGGAAAAGAAGGAUAUCCUAGAAUGCAAGGAGAAGAAUUUGAGCAUCUCAACAGCUGAGCAACUCAGUGAUUCCGGGCAAAAGCCAGUCUUGAAUCUACUAUUGGGCAAAAGACUGCGUAGCCUUAAACUAAAAUUCAUUUUAUCACUGCAGGCAGCAUCCUCAUAGCAGUUCCGUUUAUACAGAGAUCACAGGAUAGUUUGGGUUGGAAGGGCCCUCAAAGCCCACCCAGCCCCAUCCCCUGCUGUGGGCAGAGCUGCCCCCCGCCAGCUCAGCUGCCCAGGGCCCCAUCCAACCUGGCCUUGAGCGCCUCCAGGGAUGGGGCACCACAGCUUCUCUGGGCAGCUGUGCCAGCGCCUCACCGCCCUCUGAGGGAAAACACACCUUUUCUGAGUACUUGAAAUUAAAAGGCGCAGAAGAAAAACCUAACUCAGAAAGCCUUAGAAUUUGAAACAGGCUAAGCUAUUCAGAUAAUGGAAAAAGCUCAAUGAAGUGACCCUUCAAAAGCAGGCGCUGAAAGCUUUGAAUUUAUUAAGGCACGGUAAAAACGUCAAUUUAAAAAUGGAAGCUUUGUGAAUUCUAACAGGGAACACAGCAGUUCCAUUGGAAGCAGCGAAGGCCACCAAGAGCUAGAACGAUAUAUGGGUGGAAGCAUCUCCUCUUUAAUGGCAUGAACCCACCACAGCCACGCUCCACAGCCCAAACCCGGCCCCGCUCAGACCCCAACUCUUACCCACCCCCCGCUUUACGCAUGCGCCCCCCUCCCACCGCAAGCUUUACUCCCGCGCAUGCGCACCCGGCUCCCCUUUCCCUCCCGCAGCGCGCCUGCGCCGCUUGGCCUCGCCAUGGUGUGCUGACACCGAAUAUAGAGAACGGUAAUUUUCCCUACCAAGUACCCAGCUUCCAUAAGUGUGAGAUCUGUUUGCUGUCUUUCCCAAAAGAGACCCAGUUCCAGCGCCAUAUGAGGGAUCAUGAGCAAAAUGACAAGCCUCAUCGAUGUGACCAGUGUUCAAUGUCAUUUAAUGUUGAAUUCAACUUGACACUACAUAAAUGUACUCACAAUGGCGAAGAUCCUACGUGUCCUGUGUGCAACAAGAAAUUCUCCAGAGUGGCCAGCCUGAAAGCUCAUAUAAUGCUGCAUGAGAAAGAAGAGAAUCUUAUCUGUUCAGAGUGUGGAGAUGAAUUUACAUUACAGAGUCAGCUGUCCAUACACAUGGAAGAACAUCGUCAAGAAUUGGCAGGCAGUAGGGUCCACAGCUGCAAAUCUUGCAAAAAGGAAUUUGAAACUUCCUCACAGCUGAAGGAACAUAUGAAAACUCACUAUAAAAUAAGGGUAUCAAAUACCAGAUCUUAUAACAGAAAUAUUGACAGAAGUGGGUUCACCUAUUCCUGUCCUCACUGUGGAAAGACGUUCCAGAAACCAAGUCAGUUAACUCGGCACGUUAGAAUACAUACAGGUGAAAGACCGUUUAAAUGUAGUGAAUGUGGAAAAGCCUUUAACCAGAAGGGGGCGUUGCAGACCCAUAUGAUCAAGCACACUGGUGAAAAACCCCAUGCCUGUGCCUUUUGUCCUGCUGCCUUUUCUCAGAAAGGCAAUCUUCAAUCACACAUACAGAGAGUUCAUUCAGAGGUGAAGAAUGGCCCUACGUACAACUGUACAGAAUGUAGCUGUGUCUUCAAAAGCUUGGGUAGUUUAAAUACGCAUAUCAGCAAGAUGCACAUGGGUGGUCCACAGAAUUCUGCAAGCUCUUCAACAGAUGUAUCUCAUGUUGCAGCGGACUCUGUCACCCAGCCUUUAACAACAGCUCCUGCUAAUCUUUUGCAACCUGUUGAUAAUAAGUGGAAGAACGCCACACAUUUCCGGUCUCCGCUUCUUCAGCAGACAGAAAACCAGGUGUCUUCAGCUACUGCUAAUCAGGGACAACAGGCUGUAACUGAUGUCAUCCAACAGCUCCUUGAGUUAUCAGAACCAGGUGCUGUAGAAAAUAACCAGCCUCAGCAACCUGGUCAACAACUCAACAUUGCUGUGGGACUCAACAGAGAUAUUUUACAGCAAGCUCUAGAGAACAGUGGAUUGUCUUCAAUUCCUGUCUCCGCACAUUCUACUGACUGCAGCCAAGCUAAGACUCCUGGGACCCAGGAUCAGAACACAGAUGUCCAGGCUCUCUCGAAUCAUCAGGCUGACUCUAAUAAUGCAGAACAAGAUAAGGAACAAGAGAGUACAGAUAAACUGGAUAAAAAAGAAAAAAAGGUUAUUAAGAAAAAAUCGCCAUUUUUACCUGGUUCUAUACGUGAAGAAAAUGGAAUAAGGUGGCAUGUUUGUCCAUACUGCUCUAAAGAAUUUAAAAAACCAAGUGAUUUAGUGCGUCACAUUCGCAUUCAUACCCACGAGAAGCCAUUCAAGUGUCCCCAGUGUUUUCGUGCAUUUGCUGUUAAGAGUACUCUCACAGCACACAUAAAAACACAUACUGGCAUUAAAGCUUUCAAGUGCCAAUUUUGUAUGAAAUGCUUUUCCACUUCAGGGAGUUUAAAAGUUCAUAUACGUCUACAUACAGGUGUUAGGCCUUUUGCUUGUCCUCACUGUGACAAGAAGUUUAGAACAUCUGGCCACAGGAAAACUCACAUCGCUUCACAUUUUAAACAUAGUGAACUAAGAAAGAUGCGACAUCAACGUAAACCUGCGAAAGUUCGAGUAGGAAAGACGAGUGUUCCUGUACCAGAUAUCCCUUUGCAAGAGCCCAUACUCAUCACUGAUUUAGGUCUUAUCCAACCAAUUCCAAGGAAUAGCCAGUUCUUCCAAAAUUAUUUUAACAGUAAUUUUGUGAAUGAUGCAGACAGACCGUAUAAAUGUUUUUAUUGCCAUCGAGCCUAUAAAAAAUCUUGUCAUCUUAAACAACAUAUCAGGUCACAUACUGGUGAAAAACCCUUUAAGUGCUCUCAGUGUGGAAGAGGUUUUGUGUCAGCGGGAGUUCUGAAAGCACAUAUUAGAACACAUACUGGACUGAAAGCUUUCAAGUGUCUUAUAUGCAACGGGGCCUUCACUACCGGUGGUAGCCUCAGGCGGCACAUGGGGAUCCAUAAUGACCUUCGGCCGUAUAUGUGUCCGUAUUGUCAAAAAACAUUCAAAACCUCAUUAAACUGUAAAAAACAUAUGAAGACUCAUAGAUAUGAACUUGCACAGCAACUUCAGCAACAUCAACAGUCUACUUCAAUAGAUGAUUCUACAGUAGAUCAACAGAGCAUUCACGUUUCUGCACAGAUGCAAGUUGAGAUUGAAAGUGAUGAGCUGCAGCAGUCAGAAGCUGUUGCAACAGAUCAACAAGCAAUUUUAGAGUUAGACCAGCAGCCAGUAGGAGGCACAGAAGAAACAGCACUUGAACAACAAUUGACUGAUCAACCUUUAGAGCAAGAUGAGGAUAGAUUUGUGACAUCCCAGCAUGCUUUACAGGAGAACAUCACUCAAUUUGAGCAACAAUCUAUAACACAGCAGUCAUUUGAUCAACAGGGCUUAUCACAAGGGUUUGCAGUUAAUGAGAGCUACAAUCAACAGACCCAGUUUCCAGCUGUACAGCAGCUGCAGGAUUCAAGCACACUUGAAUCUCAGGCUCUUUCAACAAGUUACCAUCCGCCAUCCCUUCUUCAAGUUCCUAAUACAGACGCUAUUAAUGUAACCACUCGCUUGAUACAAGAUCAAUCAUCACAAGAAGAGCUUGAAUUGCAUACCCAAAGGCCUCAUUUUCUUGAGGACAGUGAAGAUCAAAGCAGGCGUUCAUAUAGAUGUGAAUAUUGCAACAAGGGUUUUAAGAAAUCCAGCCAUUUGAAACAACAUGUACGAUCGCAUACUGGUGAGAAGCCUUAUAAAUGCCAACUAUGUGGCCGUGGCUUUGUUUCCUCAGGAGUUCUUAAGUCACAUGAAAAGACUCAUACAGGAGUUAAAGCAUUCAGCUGUAGCAUUUGCAAUACAUCCUUCACAACUAAUGGCAGCCUUACAAGGCACAUGGCAACUCACAUGAGCAUGAAGCCUUACAAGUGCCCAUUCUGUGAUGAAAGCUUUCGAACAACUGUUCACUGCAAAAAGCAUAUGAAAAAACAUCAAGCAGUCUCCUCAGCUGUAGCAGCAGCUACAGAAACAGGAGGGGGAGUUGCAUGUGUUGAAGACGAUGAUGAAAAUUCUGAAAGAGCUUCCAGAAAAUCUCGUCCUGGUGUCAUAACAUUUACAGAAGAAGAAACAGCAGAACUGGCAAAAAUUAGGCCUCGAGAAAGUGCUACUGUCUCGGAAAAAGUUCUUGUUCAAUCUGCUGCAGAGAAAGACAGAAUCAGUGAGAUCAAAGAUAAGCAGGCAGAAUUGGAAGCAGAGCCUAAAUAUGCCAACUGUUGUAGUUACUGCCCCAAGAGUUUUAAAAAGCCCAGUGAUUUAGUCAGGCAUGUUCGUAUCCAUACUGGAGAGAAGCCGUAUAAGUGUGAAGAAUGUGGAAAGAGUUUCACUGUAAAAUCUACUCUAGAUUGUCAUGUUAAAACACAUACAGGUCAAAAGCUCUUCAGUUGUCAUGUGUGCAGUAAUUCUUUUUCUACAAAAGGAAGUCUAAAAGUCCACAUGCGUCUGCAUACAGGAGCAAAGCCAUUUAAAUGUCCACACUGUGAUUUACGGUUUCGUACUUCUGGGCGCAGAAAAACCCACAUACAGUGUCAUUAUAAACCAGAAACAAAGAAGGUUAGGAAGCCUGUUGCCCGUACUUCAGCUGAGGGACUGCAGCCAGUCAGUCUUCUUAAUUCAUCUUCAACAGAUCCUAAUGUUUUCAUCAUGAAUAACUCUGUUUUGACAAGUCAGUUUGAUCAAAAUUUACUUCAACAAGGACUUGUGGGCCAGGCUAUCCUGCCUGCUUCUGUGUCAGCUGGAGGUGACUUAACUGUGUCCUUGACAGAUGGUAGCUUGGCCACUCUUGAAGGAAUACAGUUACAACUUGCUGCUAAUCUGGUUGGACAAAAUGUUCAAAUCUCCGGAAUAGAUGCUGCUAGUAUUAACAACAUAACCUUACAGAUUGAUCCAAGCAUACUACAGCAGACAUUACAGCAGAGUAAUAUACUUGCUCAGCAGCUAACUGGAGAUCCCAAUAUGGCUCCACAAAAUCCCUCCCUCCAGACAACAGAAAAUGCAGUGCCAGCUAAUGUGGUUAUCCAGCCUAUAUCUGGCCUGUCUUUGCAGCCUACAGUAACAUCUUCAGCUAACAUGACAAUUGGAUCCCUAUCUGAGCAAGAGUCUGUGCUGACAACCAGUGCUAGUGGUACACAGGACAUCUCCCAGGUCAUGACUUCACAGGGUAUGGUGUCAUCUUCAAAUGGACAACAUGAGAUAACAUUGACCAUAAAUAAUUCCAGUUUGAGUCAAGUUCUAGCUCAUGCUACUGGUUCUACUACAGCAAGCUCAUCAGGAAGUCCUCAAGAAAUCACUCUUACAAUAUCUGGUCAAGAUCUUAUUCAGCAUAAUUCUGGAAGCAGUGAUCUGAAUAGUAGCUUAAGGCUGACAGCACCAACCAUCAGCAGUCAGAGUACAGGUGCGACAUUAACUAUAAGCAACGACCACCUUCUUUCUCAGGGCACUUCACUAAAUGCUCCAGAACUUAAUACAACAAGUGGAACAAACCUUCCUUCAACAACACCCAUCUCUCAGUCUACAGUUUCUGCCCAGAAUUUGGUCAUGUCUUCAUCGGGAGUUGGAGGAGAUGGUAGUGUCACGUUGACUCUUGCUGAUACUCAGGGAAUGUUGUCAGGUGGUCUUGAUGCAGUUACGCUUAAUAUCACGUCACAGGGUCAGCAGUUCCCUGCUAUACUCGCAGAUUCCAGUCUCGCUAGCCAAAGUGGGUCAGGCUCACAGCAAGUCAUACUGGUGAGCCAUACACCACAUUCAGCAACUGCAAACUCUGAUGAAAUAACGUAUCAGGUGACAGAGGUUUCUCCUAAUGUGACUAAAAGCAAUCAAGCAGAAAAAGAAGGCCGUGUGCACCAGUGUUUUGAGUGUAGUCAAACCUUUUCUUCGGCCACCAUGUUGAUGCAUCACAGUAAAGAGGUUCAUGGCAAGGAGAGAAUACAUGUUUGUCAUGUCUGCAAUAAAGCCUUUAAGCGGGCAACACAUCUCAAGGAGCACAUGCAAACCCAUCAGGCUGGACCUUCACUGAGUUCCCAGAAGCCUCGGGUGUUUAAGUGUGAUACCUGUGAAAAAGCUUUUGCGAAACCAAGUCAGCUGGAGAGACACUGUCGCAUUCACACAGGGGAACGGCCAUUUCAGUGUACGCUAUGUGAAAAGGCUUUUAACCAGAAGAGUGCUCUUCAAGUUCACAUGAAAAAGCACACGGGAGAAAGGCCUUAUAAGUGCGAUUACUGUGCAAUGGGUUUUACACAGAAAAGCAAUAUGAAACUUCAUAUGAAACGGGCUCAUGGUUACACUGGUCCUGUACAAGAACCUGCUAGUAAUCAAGAACAAGAAGGGGAAGAUAUUAGUCGUGCUCUGAAUUUAGAAGAAGUGGUACAAGAAUCGUCGAAUGAAUGGCAAAAUAUAGGCAGUGUUUUUCGAUGACACCUUGAUGUCUGAAAGCUGACCUUUGUUUUUUUUCUUGGAACUUGAGCUUCUCUAAAGAAGUUUUCAGAGAAGGAAAAAGAUGGAUUUUACAGUUGAAGCUUCAAGCAUUGGAAAUAUUAACAAUAUGAUAAUAUUAUAGGAUUUUUUUAAUUAUUUGCAGAAAUUACCUAAAAGAAUCAAUGUCUUUUUUUAAACUUGUUGAAAAACAUUGGGAAAUCAUCACUUAAUCUGUGCUAAGUGGUCUGUGAAUGAAUGAACUCAGGUAAUACUGUAUACACUUUCAUCUUCUAAUUCACAGCCAGAAUAUCUGUUUGAAAAAUGAACUGGAACUUUGUUCUAGAGUAGAAUUUUUAAAGGAGGGGAAGAAGAACUACAUGGGAAAACCAUGAAGCUGUUAGUUUUCUUUUUUUUUUUUUUUUCUUUUUACCUAUUUAAAGAAAUAAUUGAAUUUGGAAACAAAAUGUUACCGGUAGAUGCAUGCAGUAAAAAGUAGUUCUUUUCUUUUUACAAGGCACAGAAAAAGGCUGUAUUUUUGUUUUAAGUUAGUGCAUUUUCAGAAUGUUGAAAUAAAUUGCCACGAAUGUAUGGCUUUUCUUGAGUUAAGCUCUUUAGAGGGAGCUUGUUCAUUUCCAUUCCAACCACAAAGGCGGGUGGUUGUUUCUACAUAGAAGUGCUUGAGGUUUUAAACUCAGCAGUAAUUAUUUCAGGAGAAUUCAAACCAGGAAGGGUUACAAGGAAGGCCUCUUUUCUGUUUGCUGUAUCAGACUAGCAGGUCCAUAUCCCAAUGUCUGUGGAAGGCACAGCCAUAUGCUAAAUUUUGAAAGUCAAGAUACGGUUUGAUGUUAGUCAGAAAGUGAAAUGCACGCUAGGUCACCUAUAUUAUACAAAAUUCCCCAGUGCUGUAAACAGUUACUUCAAAUCUGUAAAUUACUCAUUGUUUGCUUUGUGGAUUUUGGAAAUACGUUACUUUUGUUUGUUGUUUAAGUCAUUGUUUCAUCCAAACUACCUAGAUGACUAAGCAAUGCUUUGAAAGGUGCCACUUAAAUCUAUUCAUAGCGAAGAAACACUGGAGUAAAAACAUAGUCAUCUUUUAGACAUUCCAAAGACAAGCUCUUAUUUUUAUCUUGUUCUUUUGAAUUUUAUUUAUAUGUUACAUAUAUAUAUAUAGAUAUAUAUGUGUGCUUGUGUGUAUAUAUAUAUGUAUAUUUAAAGUUAUAUGAGCCUCUGUGUGGCUGAUCAGUAUAUUUUGUAAAUACUAAUCCUGGUUGCAGGAAGUUCAUCUUUUCGGUUUGCUGCGAGUACUCCUAGAUCAGUGGUGGUUUCAUUGUACUAUAAGACAGAGCUGAAUUUUAAUUUACUUUCUGAAAGAUGUUUGCUCUCAGAUUCAAAAAGCUCUCUUUUGUAAAUAUUGUCUAUACUUUGUCUAUGAUACCAACUAGUUAUUUCAGAUUGCUGAGGCAAGAAAUUACUGUUUUUUCGAUAGGGCAUCUCUUAAUUCUUUUGUUAACUCUUUUGGCAUAUGUAUAUAAGUAAUAUAGUUGUUGACAUGAAAAAUAACACUUUUGUUAUGUGGAAUAUUUAAUUCAAAAACAUGUUAAAUAAUAUUACUCUUUUCCUAA
This is a messenger RNA of Gallus gallus (chicken), 15600 nucleotides long. It is a transcript of the gene ZNF236, whose product is annotated as zinc finger protein 236. Gene Ontology annotation, cellular component: nucleus. The transcript has 34 exons. Gene Ontology annotation, biological process: regulation of transcription by RNA polymerase II. NCBI's taxonomy places the organism in Eukaryota, Metazoa, Chordata, Aves, Galliformes, Phasianidae. The record is from RefSeq and is a predicted model, not a curated record. The coding region runs from base 8078 to 13978 and encodes 1966 amino acids. Gene Ontology annotation, molecular function: DNA-binding transcription factor activity, RNA polymerase II-specific; RNA polymerase II cis-regulatory region sequence-specific DNA binding.